UGGCCACCGGUCGUUCGGUAUGGCGUCGGAGCAGAUCGCGGCGCUGAUGGACGAGUUCCUCCAUCGGCAUCUUGAGCUAAGCCGCUCGUUAAAGACAAAGCUUGCCAAUCAGUUUUUUGUGGCCAAUAGUGAUACGCAGGCGGCCAACAUGCUCGGUUUUAUGCUGGGCUGUGAGCCCCUCGAAACGGCUCAGCUGGAGUGCUGCGAGAAGGAACCAUUGUUCGAACCGGACCUCUAUAAGCGAUACCUGCUCCCGAUCGUGAAACGUAUGCCGAGCCGUGAAUUUUGUUUCCUUCCGCUGGUGCUGGAGCAUACGGGACAAUCAGGGACACCGGGGUUGAGCCUACUGAUACGGGUACGCUGUGGCCGGCCACACCACGCCAAGUUCUGCUAUCUGGAUCUGUCCCGACGUCGCUACACCGGUUAUCCCGAGUUCGUGCGCUCCAACCGGUUCCCACCCUGCACUCUCUGGUGUCCCAGGAACGGGAUGAUAUCGUACGAUGCCUGCGGACGGAUACGUGUGAGUGGCUGGAAGGUGAAAAAGCGGCGUGGCGAACUCUGGAAAACGUUAACCAUCGUCGGUAACAUUGGUGCGGUGGCGCUGAUGAUGGCCGCACCGGAAAUCGCCCCGCUGCUGGUGUUCGGUAUUACCAUACCGAUCACCGGUUUUUCGAUCGUGGAUCUAGUCGAUGGCAUCCGGCACGAACGGAACUCGGUGAUCGUAUACCGAGCCACCGCCCUAGCCACCAAUCUGAUGACGUUCGCAAGCGUCGGAUUGACCGUGGCCUGCAAGGCGGAUCGAUUGCGUCGACUACUAACCGCCGAUCAGUUAAAGUUGCUGCUGUCGGCUGAAUCAUUCCUGCAGGUUGCCAACUCCAGCAUGAUGACCACGUUUGCGCUGGUUUCCCUUGUUGGAAGCGUGUCAGGGUUCGCCAACUUGAGCAAGCUCGAGUGGUUGCUACUAGCGGCCAACCUUUGCCUGGCGCACAGGAAAUGCCUUACCAUGGAGGGUGCGAAGAGUCUCAUCGCAAGACUGGAGCUGCGCGGGAUAGCAACGUUCUUCCUCACCACCUGCCGGAACAUCAAGCUUAAGUACCAGGAACUAAUCACGCUCAUCGAACCAUAUCUGGACACCGUGCUACCCUUCGUUCUCGACGUUCUCAUGCAAGGCAUCGAGUUCAGCGUGACGGAUGAUUUUACCGAAAUCACAAUCUUUGGCUACCGGUUCCAGUUCCGGACGCUGCUGAACGUGGAUCCGAAGCUGCUGAAAACUCUAUUCGCGCAGUUGGCGGAAAGGGCUGGCGAAAUGAUGGAAUCCGUUGGGAAGUGUUUUUCGCAGGUGACCUCCUCGAACUCACUGUUCGGUGAUGCGCCAACACUGCUGGAACUGCUGCAGGCCAUACUGGAGCUUGGUGGACGGCUGAAGGCCCUCAAGGAAAGUGCGGACCUUCUGAUCAACGCCAUUCGCUUCGGUCGGGGCCUUGAGUUUACGCGGGAAACUCUGCUGGCAUGGUGGCGUGCCCCAACGCACGACCGGAUCGGCCUACUGCGGGCACUCGUUGCGCUGGAACGCGAUCAAACGGAACAGGUGAACCAGCUGCGUUCGAGUGAACGGUUGAAGGAUGAGGAUUUGUUCCGUUGGCUGGUAGAGUCCGGGAACGCCAUGGUGUCGCACAAUGACGAGUCGAACACGCACGAAUGCUACACGUUCCUGCUGCACUUUCUGCUCGAUGUGGCUCAACGGAUGCCAUCGUCAUCAGUGAUCGCGUUCGAUGGCGACCAUCACAUCGUCAUUGACGAACUACUAGCAAUUACCGCUAGCGAGUACAACUCCGUACCCACCGGUAAUCGCGAUGUGCUGCUGAAUGAUCCGCGAUUCUUACAGCUGUGCCGUGAUGUAUCCCCGACGCCCGGUGUCAAUCUACUGGAGCGCGCCAAACAAACAUGGUUGCGCACGUGUUCCCAGGAACAUCCGCAGUUUGAAACGAUUGGUUUGCUGGUGGCCUUGCUCGGAUCGGCUGAACCUCCUCUACCAAUGCCGUUAUCGCGUGCCCUCGACAUCGCACUGGACGAGGCCGGAUAUACGGUUGGAACGGUGUACUAUGGUAUCCUGUUCGCUAGCCACGUUUUGCGCUCCCAAGCCGAUGUAACCGCCAGCACCAGCACCAGUGCGAUAGAAGCACGGUUCUGUCAUCUACUGAGCGUGGCCGAGAACCAUCGAUUGGCGAACGCAGAUCCAACGCACCAUCGUAGAGAGGCCACGAGCACAGAAGACGAGGAAUUGCUAGCACUGCUGAACCGACUUAAUACCGAUGGCGAUACCGACGAUGAUCGUGCGUGGCACUCGCAUGAUGCCGAUGCCCGAGCACAGAUUGGGCCACACGAUCGUGAUACGUUCCUGUUUCCGUGUCUACGGGAAGAAGAUUGGCGUUAG
Messenger RNA from Anopheles darlingi, 2434 nucleotides. RefSeq lists its product as uncharacterized. Bases 20 to 2434 code for a protein of 804 amino acids. The transcript is spliced from 2 exons. NCBI's taxonomy places the organism in Eukaryota, Metazoa, Arthropoda, Insecta, Diptera, Culicidae. The record is from RefSeq and is a predicted model, not a curated record.